Molecule: messenger RNA, 1104 nt
Organism: Venustampulla echinocandica
Lineage: Eukaryota; Fungi; Ascomycota; Leotiomycetes; Helotiales; Pleuroascaceae
Exons: 3
Coding region: 1-1104 (367 amino acids)
Source: RefSeq, a predicted model, not a curated record
AUGUUGGCCCUACGGUCGUCUCUUCUGUUCUCCACACUCAUUCUCGCAUUCUUCAUCGCCGUAACUCAAUCCCUCGAGCUAGGGGGCAGCAUAGAAGUUAAAUACUUAGGAAACCCAAACCAAAAGCGCGCCCCGGUAAAGAAGGACCACGACCCGCCACCAUGUGCACCAGACGGCGUCAAGCCCAAGAUCAUCAAAGUCACGGACGAUGGGGCCAAAGUGGGUGUACUGCCGUAUACGUUUGAGAUGGUCAGGGAUGCAAACGCAAAGCAUGCAGCGGGUAAGACAACCAAAUCCAAAUCCAAGCUGCGGUCUUUACUCGAUGUCCCCCUUGAGAAGCUCAAGCAGUGGAAUGCGAGAGAUCUCGCCAAAAGACAGAAUGGUGUUCUUCGUCAAUGGUACAACCAAGCCACGGCCAAAGUCGCUACAGACAGUGGCGAUGCGCACAUUUGGAGCGCUUCCGGAGACAUCGAAGACCAGAUGAUUGCCACGGGGGACUUGUCCGGGUGUACAGUCCUUAUUGUCUCGUCUCCCUUCGUAACCAUUAUGAUCCACGUAUGGGAACGUCGUGCCAACGAAGGCGCUGCCUGGCUGUUGGAUCACUUUGGCGCAGCGCAAAAAACCCAGGACCUUGCCUUUGCUAAAAAGGGCCAAGAACUCCUUGCGGUGCCCUUGCGCGCCUUCGGGGGUACCAUCGCUAAUGGGUUUGGCGGAUGGCUUCCACUUGAGCAGACCACCGUGAACAUUGUGGCGCCGGGGAUCAACCCGGAUUACACGCAAACGAAAACCCCAGCCACCGCAGUCAACCCCUUUUAUGCAGUGAACGACCCAAAUAACCCGGGGGGUCUUAUAUUCCCCAACGGCGCCAUUACCUUACAACAAAUGUCGGUGGUAUUGGUGAUUCCUGGCAGGGAGUCCACGCAAAGCAAGAUACAUACGUAUAGGAGGAGGUAUUCGAAUGAUCCAAAGCACAGAACGGAUGAUCGUGAGUUUAUUAUAGUUAAGCCUGUUAUUAUGCCGAAUAAGGAGGUGUGGGCUAUGAUGCAUUACGAUGAUAACAAAACAUACCCGCUUUCGAAACUGUCAGUGGCUCCCUCAUCUUAG